Molecule: messenger RNA, 2370 nt
Organism: Diceros bicornis minor
Lineage: Eukaryota; Metazoa; Chordata; Mammalia; Perissodactyla; Rhinocerotidae
Product: basic proline-rich protein-like
Exons: 5
Coding region: 1-2370 (789 amino acids)
Source: RefSeq, a predicted model, not a curated record
AUGGCUCCUGAUGCCCAUACGCACCAGCAGCCCUGCACUUCCCCAACCUCGGCCAACGCGGCCCUCGGGCAGACGUGCGGACUCACAGCCGGCCUGACGGAACACUUCGGCCUAGGUGACAGCUGCAUCUCCCACUGUAACUGGCUGGCACCCUGGCCGUCGCCUCCGUCCCGAGCAUCAGCCUACGUCGGCGCUCCCAGCGGCCCUCCAGACCGGGGAGGCUGCAGCGCUCCAGCCCGGCCCGAGCCCGAGUCAGCACCGGCUCCGAAGGCGCCCGCCCCGCCCCGGCCACCCGCGCACUGGCCCCGAGGCCACCUGAUCGGCACACUUCCGAAAGACACGGGGCCCCGCUGCAGGCGGACCCGAGUGCGAGCCCGGCAUCCACGGCUUGCGCGUGAUCGGGCCUGGCCUGCGGCCCCGGGCCGCCCCGGCUCCUGCACCCCCGAGGCCCGCCGCCCUUCCGGGGGGCCCGCGCGGCCGGCCGCUCCUGCCCACGGACAGCCGGGAGGCGGCGGCUGGGAAGAGGGCGGGAGGGCCCGCGAGCAGCGCACUCACCUCCCAGCCGGCCCGCCGCAGCCGCGCAUCCGCUGGACCAGGCCUGCGGGACAGGAGGCCGGCUGGGCGGGGAGUGGCACCCGCGCGGGCAGCGCCGAUUGGCCGCCGCGGGCCCCUCCCCGCCUCCGGAAGCCCCGCCCCCGCGCGGGGAGGGAGGCAGGGGCUGCGCGCGCACGUCCUAUUGCGGAAGCCGCUCGGGCCGAGUUACGUGAUCCGACGUACGUUGGGGCCGCGCGUCGGUCCGGCCGUACAGGGUGGCGCCGCCCACCGCCUGCCAAGUUCUGCGCCUGCGCAGAAGGCCGCAACGGCGACCCUGCGGCUCUCUGCGGCGCGGCGGGCGGGGCUGGCGCAGGCCCCAGAGGUCACGUGAGCGGCGGGCGCGGUCACCUGGGGUCCGUGCCUGGCUGCUGGCCUCCGUCGCCGGCGGUCUGCGUGCUGGCGUGCCUGGGCGGACACAGCCUCUGCGUGCGCCGGGACCUGGUCCGACUGGCCCUCGAGGGGCGGACCACGCCCCCUGUCCCCGCGGCGCGGAUCAUUGUCGGGAGGCCUCGGCGCGCACACGGCCUGGCGAGUCGUCAGGGACUCCCCGGAACCGCGGCCUUGGGAACAGUUCCUGCCCUGGGCUCCGAGUCCUGUGGCUCAGGGCCGUGCUGUGCCGGCCCGACACGGCCCCGGUCACACCCGCCGAGGGGACCCCUGGGCUCAGACCCGGGUCUCAGUGCGUUCCGACCUCGGGCCGGCGCCGGGCCGCCGCCAGGCUCCGCGAGGGCACUGCCCCUUCCCGCGGCCGGCGCGCCUGCCUCGCCCGCCCCCUGCGCCCGCCCCCUGCGCCCGCCCCCUGCGCCCGCCCCCUGCGCCCGCCCCCUGCGCCCGCCCCCUGCGCCCGCCCCCUGCGCCCGCCCCGCCCCUCACCUGUGCCGCUACCGCCCGCCCGGCAAGUCGGGCCACGCCCCUUACGGGAGGGCAGGACCGCAGCACUCGCUGCUCAUUGGCUGUCGGGCAGCCUUACAAUUGGUCCUGGGCGGUCGCAGGAUAAUGACGUCAGCCUCCCUGCGUGAGACCACGAGCCCGCUGGGCGGAGACGCUGGAGCCGUCGGCGGGGCGCUUUGGACUCUGAGGGUCGCGGGCGGCCUCCGCGCAUCGCCGGGAGAGCAGCAGCCCCGGGGCCGAGGCCGUGGCGACCCGGAGCCCGGGCGCAGGGUGGGCUCUACCGAGGAACGACGUCGCCGCCUAGUGGGGGACCCAUCGCUGUCUCCUCUUGCCUCCCCACCCCCACCCCGGGCCUGGGCGGGCUCUCUGCCCCAAGAAGAACUGCGCGGCUGGAAGCUCUUAAGGGUCCUGCGGUCCUGCAGGCUGGACUUUUGGGGACAAACCACUGGUCACGAGCGGGCUCGCUUGACCCCGCCCGGCGCUUCGAGGCAGACCUCGGGCAGGAAAUCGGGUCCACAGGGCAAAACCUUAAAAAUCGACCGUGGGGUGUGCCUCCAGCCCCCUGCAGACUGGGUUCUGUCGGCGCCUGGCCCUCGGGUCUGUUCUCAGACGGAGGAGAAGGAGGAGCGCAGGCCCCACGGGUACCUCGGGCGUCUCGGGGAGCAGGGACGGUCCGGGCUGCGCCCCGCCGUGCCGAGCCGUCGGCUGUGCCCCGGCGGCAGCCUGCCCUCGGUGGACACCGCCCGGUGGCCGCUGGCGGGACGUGGGGCGCCCACGGAGCAACGCGGCGCUGGGCGCGCGGCGGGCGCGGCCUGGGGGCCUGGCGUCUGUCGGGCAGGGUUCCCGCGCCCAGGACUCCCCGUGUGUCGGGCCCCUGCCCCGUGA